GGCUGUUGCUGUGAGCUGCUCCACGCUGCCUCAGACGCUCCAGAUCCGGAGCCCACGUAGGACCGGGCGGUUGAGCGCGCCGUGUUUUCCCGCAGACCACGUGUGGCCCAGCUGAGGUGACUGGCAGGACUUGUUUACUGGUGGAGAGACUCGCAGAAAGAGAGACGGAACGGGGGAAUCUGAGAGAGAACGAUCGCCAAACGGAUGGGAAAAUCCAAGUUUUUACACUUGACCCGUCUUUCUAAGCCUUUUUUCUGUUUGCUUACCUCAUCGUUUUAUGACUAUCAGUGACAGGAUACCGACUUUGUGUGUGUUUUCUUUCUUUUUUAAAAAAUAAUUUCAACUCUUAUCGCCGACGCUGGAACCUCGUUUGUUUUGGAUUAGCCUGCUAGCGUUAGCUGUUUUUCCCCCAUCAGCUAACGCUAAUCUGAGAAAAGCAAAGGGGCGGCAUGGUGGAGAGUUUUCUUACUUCACUGCGACGUGCAGGUGAAAUACAGAAAUCGUUUCGUCUUUUCCUCCCUUGAGUUUUUUUCCCCUUUUGCUAUAGAAGUAGCAUUUACCAAAAGAGGGCUUUUUUCUCUCCCGUUUGGUCGUUUUAUGGGUGUUCAUUCGUUUGCGGCUUGGUGGUCAGCGGGGGUGAAGGAGUUCAGAGGAAGGUCGUGGUGCUGGGGAAAGCUGCACGUUUUUCCUGUCGGGGAGUUUCCUGGGAUGUACUCCCAUCGGUCUUAAAAAGGGGGAGAGCUUAUGAGAAGUCAGGAGAAGCAGUGGCAAUAUAAAGACCGCAGGACUUCAGAAGUGAGAACUCAAACCCCGCCAACCCCAGCUCUCAAUAUCCAGAGCUUCACCUCGUUUGCAGUAGAAAACAAUUUUAACGCUGUGUAAAAGAAAAGCAACUUUUUUUCUUCCGUUUUAGUAGGUCUUACAUUUUAGAAGUCGUGCAUUAUUGAGAAAUGCACCAAGUGGACGUUGCAAGGGGACCUGCAGAACUGGUGGGAUAUUGAUAAUAACUUUCUCUUGACUAAAAGGAGCACCUAAAUCAAACAGAUGAACGGGGACUGUCGCCUUCGCCUAUGGAAAAUGAAUAAUUUUACAUGCACAUGUGUUACCAGAACCCAAGACCACGUUAUUUAGUGGCUGGCGUUUUCCCCAGGACUUUCAUGCAUCAGAAACUCUUCUGGGGGGAAUCAUAAUAAAUCUACCACCCCUUUCUUCCAGGAUACAGGAGGCGACUUUAAAUCUAUUGGCUUGAUUGGACAUUGAGAAUUUCUUUUUUCUUCUGUUUAUUGAUUCUACAAGAAACAUUUCUCCAAGCCUGGAGUUUUUGAUACGCCUGAAGAGGGGAGCAUCACUUCAGCCGAAAUGAGGCACUUGACACUGAAGCAGAUAGCACAAAUUGUGUUUUUUAUCAGCUGCACCUGCAUCAUAUGCCAAUGUGGACUAAUAAACGGAGAAAUCUGCCAGAGUAAGGACAUCCGGAACAAUGUGACCAACCUCCAGUCGUUGGAGAACUGCACCAUCAUCGAGGGCCACCUUAAGAUUCUGCUUAUGUUUAAGACCAAGACUGAAGAUUUCAGAGGCCUCAGCUACCCAAAGCUGCAAGUGGUCACUGACUAUGUCUUGCUGUUCAGGGUCUAUGGCCUGGAAACCCUCAGUAAUCUGUUCCCCAGCCUGACAGUGAUCCGUGGCAACAACCUCUUCUUCAACUAUGCUCUCGUAAUUUACGAGAUGCUGCAGUUGAAGGACCUGGGCCUCAACAGCCUGAUGAACAUCACCCGGGGGGCCGUAAGGAUAGAGAAGAAUCCAGACCUGUGUUACCUGGCCACCUUGGACUGGUCCAAAAUCCUGGACUCGAUGGAGGACAACUUCAUUGUGGCCAAUAAGAAUGAGAAGGAGUGUGGAGAUGUGUGUCCAGGCACAGCCGAAGGUCAAAGCCAGUGUCCUCUGAGUACCAUCAACGGGCACUUUAGGGAAAGAUGCUGGUCACAGAACCACUGUCAGAGAAUGUGCUCGGAUAAAUGUAAGCAUGCUCCAUGCAGCAGCCAGGGCCAGUGCUGUCACCACCAGUGCCUGGGUGGCUGUUCUGAACCAGGGAAUGCCAGCAGCUGUGUGGCCUGCAGGAACCUCCAGCAUGGGAACACCUGUGUAGAGAAAUGUCCUCCUGGAUACUACAUCUUUAGCGGCUGGCGCUGCGUUAGCUUCUCUUUCUGCCAGAAACUUCACAAUCAGUGCAAAAAUGUUAAACAACAGAACCAGGACCAAGAGGCCAACUGCUAUGAAUACAUCAUCCACAACGGGGCCUGUAUUCAGGAGUGUCCUUCUGGAUACACUACUUUAAAUUCAACUACGCUAACAUGUUCACCGUGUGCAGGCCUGUGUCCUAAACUGUGUGUGGGAAAUAAGACAAUCGACUCCAUAACUUCAGCUCAAGAUUUAAGAGGAUGCACUGUUCUUCAAGGCAACAUGAUCAUCAAGAUUCAAGGAGGAAAUAACAUAGCAGCUGAGUUUGAGGCUAGUCUGGGACAGAUUGAGGUGAUCACCGGUUACCUCGCUGUGCGUAGAGCCUACGCCUUGGUUUCCCUCUCCUUCCUAAGAAAGCUACGUGUAAUAAAGGGGGAGCAUCUUGAGGGAGACGUCCAUGCUUUCUAUGCAUUGGACAACCGGAACCUGCGUGAGCUGUGGGAUUGGUCCAAGCACAACCUGACAAUCCUGCGCGGCCGUACGUUCUUCCUCCACAACUCGAAACUUUGUUUGUCUGAAAUCAAAAAGAUGGAGGAGGUAACAGGAACCAAGGAGCGAAACCAGAAGGGGGACAUUGCUCGCAACAACGGAGACCAAGCUUCCUGUGAGACAAAGCUGCUGAAAUUCACCUCAAUCAAGACCGCGCCAAACCUGAUAAUGCUGAGAUGGGAGGCUUUUUGGCCAUUAGACUUUAGAGACUUGCUGGGAUUCAUGGUUCUCUACAAGGAGGCACCGUAUAAAAAUGUGACAGAGUUUGAUGGUCAAGACGCCUGCGGCUCUAACAGCUGGAUGAUUGCGGAUGUGGAUCCACCGCCUCGCCCCACAGAAGGCAAGAAGGCAGAAGAUCCCAGGCACCUGAUCCACCAGUUGAAACCCUGGACUCAGUACGCUAUCAUGGUCAAAACCCAGCUGUCAUCAUCUGAUGAGCACCAGGUUCAUGGAGCCAAGAGUGAGAUCAUUUACGUCCGCACCAGUGCCUCCAAGCCUUCUGUACCUCUGGACCCUAUCUCGUCCUCCAACUCAUCCUCUCAGAUCAUCCUGAAAUGGAAGCCUCCCACCAGUCCCAACGGCAACAUUACCCACUACCGGGUCAUCUGUCGUAAGCAGCCGGAGGACAGCGACCUCUACAAGUUUGAUUACUGCCUACAAGGAAUGAAGCUGCCGUCUCGUAUCCCGACCCACCUUGACAGUGAGGAUGAGCAGAAGUGGAACCACACAGAUGAGCCCACAUCAGGUGGAAAGUGUUGCGCCUGUCCCAAGACAGACAGUCAGUUGAAGAAGGAGCAGGAGGAGAUAGAGUACCGCAAGACCUUUGAGAACUACCUCCACAAUGAAGUCUUUGAGAGCAGACCAUCUCGUCGACGGCGCUCAGUGGGGGUUGCCAACUCCACCCAAUCAUCUCUGUCUCUCACCACAAUCCCCAGUUUGCAGUUUAGCGCCACCACUGCCUCCCCUGAAGAUGAAGAUGAGGACCAAGAGGGAUCUAAGGUGGAGCUAAAGGUGUUCUCAAAGAAAUCAACCGUCAUCUCCAACCUGCAACACUUCACCAGCUAUAAGAUCGAGAUUAUGGCUUGCAACCAUCCAACAGAACUCAAACGCUGCAGCAUGGCUACAUAUGUUAGUGCUCGAACUAUGCCAGAGGAAAAAGCAGACGACAUCCCAGAACCUGUUACCCAUGAGAUUGUGACAGCUGAGCCUCCUUUUGUGUUGAUUAAGUGGAAUGCACCUCUCUCCCCUAAUGGUCUCAUCAUCCUGUAUGAAGUUUUCUACAAGAAGGUUGGAGAUGUAGAGCAUCACACAGCUUGUGUUUCACGGCCAGCCUACCUCAAGGUAGGUGGCACGAAACUCCCGCUUGUGCAGCCUGGAAACUACAGCGUGAGGGUCCGAGCCACGUCUUUGGCAGGAAACGGUUCUUUUACCGCAACAACUUACUUCUCCAUGCCCAGCUCUGAUCCAGGUUUAGUCUGGAUUGUGAGUGGUCCUGUCAUCUGCUUCAUCCUGCUGCUGAUUGUGGGAAGUGGAGUCUUUAUAGUCAUCAAGAAGAGGCAAACAGAAGGCCCGUUAGGUGAUCUCAUCACCUCACCUAACCCUGAAUACUUCAGUGCCAAUGACAUGUACGUUCCUGAUGAGUGGGAGGUGCCUCGGGAGAAGAUCACGCUGCUCAGAGAGCUGGGUCAGGGUUCCUUCGGCAUGGUGUAUGAAGGAAUCGCCAAAGACAUCGUAAAAGGAGAACCAGAGACACGCGUAGCCGUCAAGACUGUGAAUGAAUCAGCCAGCCUGCGAGAAAGGAUAGAGUUUCUCAAUGAAGCUUCGGUCAUGAAGGCCUUCAGCUGUCACCAUGUGGUCCGUCUGUUGGGUGUCGUGUCCAAAGGUCAGCCCACGCUGGUAGUGAUGGAGCUGAUGACUCACGGCGACCUGAAGAGCUACCUGCGGAGUCUGAGACCGGACUCUGAGAACAACCCGUCAGGCCGUUCACCACCCACUCUGAAGGACAUGCUACAGAUGGCAGCAGAAAUUGCAGAUGGCAUGGCUUACCUCAACGCCAAGAAGUUUGUCCACAGAGACCUGGCAGCCCGAAACUGCAUGGUAGCAGAGGAUUAUACCGUCAAGAUAGGAGACUUUGGUAUGACGCGAGACAUUUACGAGACAGACUACUAUCGUAAAGGAGGGAAGGGCCUGCUUCCUGUCAGGUGGAUGGCUCCAGAGUCCCUGAAGGAUGGAGUCUUCACGGCCCACUCAGACUGCUGGUCUUUUGGCGUUGUGCUGUGGGAGAUUAGCACGCUAGCAGAGCAGCCUUACCAGGGUUUAUCCAAUGAGCAGGUCCUGAAGUUUGUCAUGGAUGGAGGCUACCUGGACCGGCCAGAAAACUGCCCUGAGAGGAUGCACGACCUCAUGCAGAUGUGCUGGCAGUACAAUCCCAAGAUGCGUCCGACGUUCCACGAGAUCAUCGAGACACUGCGAGACGACCUGCACCCUUCUUUCCAGGAGGUGUCCUUCUUCUACAGCGAAGAGAACAAAAUUCCUGAGACAGAGGACUUUGACCUGGACCUAGACAACAUGGAAAGCAUCCCCCUGGACCCAUCUUCUUGCUCACAGAGAGAGGAGAGCUUAGGCAGGGACAGCGGGCCCUCAGUGGCCCUGAGGGGAAACUAUGAGGAGCACGUCCCCUACACACACAUGAACGGUGGCAAAAAAAAUGGAAGAAUCUUAUCGUUGCCCAGAUCCAGCCCUUCCUAACAUUUCCUGAUUCCUAAAAUGACUUUAACCUUUCCCUUCCCCCUCUCUUCCAAUCCAUUUUUCUAUUAUCCUUCAUGUUCCUCUCUUUUCUAUAGAUUUCCUUCUUCUUCUUGGAGGAGCCCUUAAAAAGAAAAGAAGAAAAAGACGCAGAUCUCAGGACAUUUUAUUUUCUUCCUCACGGCUGCCGAACACAGGCAAGCAAGGGAUGCAAACACUUUUUUUUAAACUUGCUCCACGACACAUCAGACUUCAUAUUACCAGAAUCUUUCAACAUGUUUCCAGGAUUUCUUGUGACAGAAACAAUGAAAAAAAAAAAAAAGAAAAAGAAAAAAAAGAGAAAACUGUGAACACAACAAA
Messenger RNA from Melanotaenia boesemani (Boeseman's rainbowfish), 5832 nucleotides. RefSeq names its product insulin receptor b (gene insrb). The coding region runs from base 1360 to 5475 and encodes 1371 amino acids. Gene Ontology annotation, molecular function: ATP binding; insulin receptor substrate binding; insulin receptor activity. The record is from RefSeq and is a predicted model, not a curated record. NCBI's taxonomy places the organism in Eukaryota, Metazoa, Chordata, Actinopteri, Atheriniformes, Melanotaeniidae. The transcript has 23 exons. Gene Ontology annotation, biological process: positive regulation of kinase activity; protein autophosphorylation; glucose homeostasis. Gene Ontology annotation, cellular component: axon; insulin receptor complex; membrane.